GCAUAAUUACAAAUUUUUAAAUUCAAACCGGCCCUAGCCCAUAUUUUUUGAAUCGGAAUGUGGCCUGGCAACCGAUUGCUACCCGAUUUUUACUGUUUCUAAAUUGUUUACGUAGUUGUGGGAACGAGCUUAGAAACUCGGAAAAGUAUUUUCUUCGCUUUGUUGAGAGGAGAUAAUUUUGUCAAAUCUCUCAGGCGAAGGAAAGCCCGUAGAUUUGGAUGAGUACUGCCUGCAAAUGCUUCAAUUUGCUGCUGGAAUUUGUCUUCUUUUUGUAAAUCUGUGUGUUCCACUGUUUAAUCAUUCAAAUCGGUUCGGUAUUGUACAAUGUUGGUCAAAUAACGAACAAUUUCUGUCUGAAUGAGUGCAGAAUGUUAUUAUUUCUGCACAGAUCCGAAGGACAAGAAGGAAACUGCAGAUUGAAGAUUUGUGGCUUAGAUUUUGUUUUUUUGGACCGGAAUGCCUUGCAGUGGGAAAGCUCUUGAAUACUAGGGUGUUGAAGCGCACGAUUCCAGGAAUUUCCGUGAAGAAGCUUUUCCGGUGAUAUUUGAUUUAGUACGAGAUGCCUGGGGCUUCGGCCUUCUGUCAAGGAGAAAAUAUUGUGGUAGAACACCGGAAGGAUCCGUACGAAGUGUUGGGAAUCGGUCGCAAUGCAUCCGAUCAAGAGAUUAAGUCCGCUUACCGUAAAAUGGCUUUAAAGUAUCAUCCUGAUAAAAACUCUAACAACCCUGAAGCAGCUGAACGGUUCAAGGAAAUAACCUUUUCUUAUGGUAUUCUCUCAGAUCCAGAGAAGCGUCGUCAGUAUGACACAGCUGGUUUUGAGGCAAUUGAAUCCGAGAACCAAGAAUUGGAGUUGGAUUUGUCUAGCCUUGGAGCAGUGAAUACCAUGUUCGCUGCUCUUUUUAGCAAGCUUGGUGUGCCCAUAAAGACUACAGUAUCAGCGACGAUUUUGGAAGAGGCAUUAACUGGUACAGUUACAAUCAGACCACUUACUUUAGGCCAGCCUGUACAUAGAAGGGUUGAAAAGCAAUGUGCGCACUUUUAUUCUGUUACAAUAACAGAAACAGAAGCAGAGGCAGGGUUAGUAAUACGAGUAACAUCCUCCGAUAAAAGCAAAUUCAAGUUGCUGUACUUUGAACAAGAAGAGAAUGGGGGAUUGAGUCUUGCAUUGCAGGAGGAAAGUGCAAAGACAGGAAAAGUUACAUCAGCAGGGAUGUACUUUCUUCGCUUCCAAGUUUUUCGUUUAGACACUACUGCGAAUUCGAUUGCGGUUGCCAGAGAUCCAGAAGCUGCAUUUUUUAAGAGGCUUGAUGGCUUUCAGCCGUGUGAAUUGUCUGAGUUAAAGGCUGGAAUGCAUGUGUUUGCUGUUUAUGGCGAUAAUUUUUUCAAAAGUGCAAGUUAUACAAUAGAAGCUGUUUCUGCUGGACCCUUUGUUGAAGAAAAAGAGGAGCUCCAAAAAGUGGAGGCCCAAAUUUUGACAAAACGUGUUGAACUUUCUAAGUUUGAGUCUGAAUAUAAGGAGGUCUUAGCUCAGUUCACAGAAAUGACUGCUAGAUAUUCACAAGAAAUGCAAUUUAUAGACGAACUUCUUAAGAAGCGGGAAGCUAUUCAUGCCAUGUACUCUUCAGUUCCAACACUCAAGAGGUCCUUUAGUGGUAGCAAGGUCAAGGGACUACACAAGGAUGCUAAGGGAGAAGCUGGUACUCACAGCAGAGAUGCAAAGCAGGUAACCAGGGAGAGGUCCAAGAAAAAGUGGUUCAAUAUCCACCUGAAAGUUGAUAAAAGGAAGGCCUGUUAAUUUGGUUCAGAGGCAUCAGCUUAUUGGAUUUAUGUUGACCUGUAUGAAAGAGGGGUGUUCUUCUGCUGCUUGUAGUCUCAAUGGCAGAUUUUCUCUUCUGAUCAGCUGUAAAUUAUUCCUUUAUUGUAUGAGGCAAGUCAGCAGGAGAUGAGUGUUUAAUAUUUUGCUUCUUUUGUAGACAAAGCUUUACACUAAGAAGAAUGCAAAGUGUUCCUUGUGAUGAGUAAAGACGAGCUCCUUUAUGCUGUCCUUUGUCUCUCUGGUCAUUUUAUUUGAGAGUAUGUAACUUAUCAUCAAUGUAUUCUUGGAGGGAGCCUUGAUUUUCCUUUCCACAUUUAGUGCAGAUAUGAAGUCAAUUUGUCUUCUUGUUUAUGCUGUAGUUUGACUCACUACAAGAAAAACUGUGCAACUUAUUAUUCAUGACAUGUUUUGAGCUUUCAAUGUUGCAAGUUGCAAAAAUACACUUGAUUUAAGAUCAAUAAUUACAAAUUAAACUCUUAUGGUUCUUACUGCAAGAAUCAUUUGGGAUUUUACUCCA
Cryptomeria japonica (Japanese cedar) is the source of this 2333-nucleotide messenger RNA. RefSeq names its product chaperone protein dnaJ 16. The record is from RefSeq and is a predicted model, not a curated record. Lineage: Eukaryota; Viridiplantae; Streptophyta; Pinopsida; Cupressales; Cupressaceae. The transcript is spliced from 11 exons. The coding region runs from base 560 to 1795 and encodes 411 amino acids.